Owenia fusiformis is the source of this 1091-nucleotide messenger RNA. NCBI's taxonomy places the organism in Eukaryota, Metazoa, Annelida, Polychaeta, Sabellida, Oweniidae. The record is from the annotation of a GenBank genome assembly.
UGUUUCAAAACUGUUUCUUCAUAAAAACCAAUUGAAAUCUUUCCCAGAUGUUUCUUUCUUGGACAUUGCAAUUGAGGAAUUAUCUCUCCAUGAAAAUCCAUGGACAUGUGACUGCAAACUUGUUUCAUUUGGCACAUGGCUGAAGCUUCUAGCAUCGAGUGGUAGGCUUCUUGACAAGAAUGUGGAAUGCAAGGAUCAGCAGGGCUCUGUACUCGAUAUAGCAAACUUUAACUUGAUAUGCCAGCAAGAGAUCAUAAUUAUUGCCGCAGUGACCUCAUCGGUCAUUAUUUCUGCUAUAAUUUUGACCUUGUCUUGUAUAUGGAUUCGCCACAAAACUGCAGUGAAAGUGUUUCUCUAUACUCGCUUCAACUGGCAUCCAUUUGAUCGCUAUGAUGAAGAUGACCUUUGCAAAAAGUAUGAUGCAUUUGUGUGCUACUCCAGUAGAAACCCAGAUACCAUAAAAUGGAUGAGGGAGACUCUGUUAUAUUGUCUGGAGCAUAGUGACCCUCCAUACAUAACUUAUGUACAUCACAGAGAUUUUCCGAUAGGUAAUAUGAUCGCAGAUACAAUAGCAGAGACUAUUGAAAACAGCCGCCGCAUCAUUAUCUUACUGAAUAAUGACUUUGCUAAAAGUCCAUGGGGGAGAUUAGAAUUUCAACUCGCUCACAAGAAGGUUCUGGAAGAUCGGCGUAAUCGCCUUAUUGUCAUCAAGAUGGAGGAAAUCGAGGAUGCAGAACUUGAUGAAACUAUCAGACAUUUUAUGAAGACAAGAACAUAUUUGGAUGUUAAUGAUAAGAAAUUCUGGGACAAACUUUUCUAUGCUUUGCCUGAAAAACGAGCAAACAAAGAUAUGAAGGAAGAUGUCAAUGUCAUCCAAAAUGGUAAUAAUGUUUAACAUGUGAAUGUUGACAUAAAACCAGAUCAUGAUGUCAUUCAAAAUAUUCCGAAUCCUGGAAACUUUGAUAUUGUUGGCAAUCAAUUUCAUGAUAUCCAAUAUGAUGAACUGCCAGCUGAUUUUAAAAGAAUGCAAAACCAUAUACAAAAUAGAAAUGGAUUUUCAACAAAAUAUCAAUGCUCUUGGUUGGCUAUUA